UGGUGUGGUCAUGUCUGGUCGCGGCAAGGGCGGGAAGGGGCUGGGCAAGGGCGGCGCCAAGCGCCACCGCAAGGUGCUGCGCGACAACAUCCAGGGCAUCACCAAGCCCGCCAUCCGGCGGCUGGCCCGGCGCGGCGGCGUCAAGCGCAUCUCGGGCCUCAUCUACGAGGAGACCCGCGGGGUGCUCAAGGUGUUCCUGGAGAACGUGAUCCGGGACGCCGUCACCUACACGGAGCACGCCAAGCGCAAGACGGUCACGGCCAUGGACGUGGUCUACGCGCUCAAGCGCCAGGGCCGCACCCUCUACGGCUUCGGCGGCUGAGUUGUGAGUUCAGCUCCAGGAAAUCCCAGUUUGCAACCAAA
Molecule: messenger RNA, 363 nt
Organism: Canis lupus familiaris (dog)
Lineage: Eukaryota; Metazoa; Chordata; Mammalia; Carnivora; Canidae
Gene: H4C4
Product: H4 clustered histone 4
Exons: 1
Coding region: 11-322 (103 amino acids)
Biological process (GO): nucleosome assembly
Cellular component (GO): nucleosome
Molecular function (GO): protein heterodimerization activity; structural constituent of chromatin; DNA binding
Source: RefSeq, marked inferred